This is a messenger RNA of Aedes aegypti (yellow fever mosquito), 1819 nucleotides long. RefSeq names its product probable 4-coumarate--CoA ligase 1. The record is from RefSeq and is a predicted model, not a curated record. Lineage: Eukaryota; Metazoa; Arthropoda; Insecta; Diptera; Culicidae. The coding region runs from base 45 to 1505 and encodes 486 amino acids. The transcript has 3 exons. Gene Ontology annotation, biological process: long-chain fatty acid metabolic process; fatty-acyl-CoA biosynthetic process. Gene Ontology annotation, molecular function: long-chain fatty acid-CoA ligase activity.
AGCUGCUCCGAUUAGUAUAGAGUUAACUUCUUGCUGAUACCGCCAUGUCCUCAUCAUAUGACCCCGCAAGUAAAGUGUGGUCAGGUGCGAAGCUACCGGGUCCUUUCAACCCGCAAGCGAACCUUGGCCAUCUGAUCCUGAACGUACUGGAGCGAAAUCCUUCCAUGGUGGCUCAGGUCAGCGUAGAGUCCGGAGUGGAGCUAACGUGUCAAGAAUUGCGUCUUCGUUCGAUUCGAGCUGCGCAGAACCUGACCAAGCUGGGUUAUAAGAAAGGUGACAUGGUUGGUUUUGCGGUGAGGAAUCGAGAAAACGUGGCACCGUUGCUGUAUGGUUGCUUCUUGAUAGGGGCGCCCGUCAAUUGUCUCGAUCCGGAUUUCACGGUGGAUGACAUGGCGCACAUGUUGCGCAUCAGUAAACCGGUUCUUUUCUUGGCCGACGAAGACAAUGUGGAAACUGUGAAAACUGCUUGUCGUGAUGCUGAAAUACGCCCAAAGUUCGUAAUAUUGGAUGGAAGAGAUUGCCAACCAGAUGAUUUGUCUAGUUCGGAUUUGCUUCAACAAACCGGAAGUGAGCAAUUUUAUUUUCCGCCAUAUCUCGGUGACUCGGAGAAACUAAUAGCGGCUAUCCUUUGCUCAUCUGGAACUACCGGCUUGCCGAAAGGAGUCUCUUUAUCGCAUGCACACAUCAUUCACCAAAGUGGCUUAGUAUGCAACAUCCACUUAUCCAAGCCUCCGUUCGCGUUCAGCUCUCUCUACUGGGCUUCGGGAUUCUACCAGCUGAUUCAGUGCCCAUUGAACAACGCAACCCAUUACAUCUCCAUCCGCCGAUUUAGCCCGGAAGUACUGUUCGACAUUGUACAGAAGUAUUCUCUAACGCACGUGUUUUGCCCUCCUGCCCAGAUGGCGAUGGUCCUUCAAAGUCCGCUACUGCCACAGGCCGAUCUAUCCAGCUUGAGAAGCUUCUUCUCUGGUGGUGGAUUUGUUUCUACAACGCUUCGCAAGUCCUUCGAAAAACUGCUACCAAAUUGUAAAAUCAGUGUAGGGUAUGGGACAUCGGAGAUUGGAUACGCUGCUUCGGAUGGCUUUGGAUUUGCGCGAGAAGGAUCCGUCGGAAUGUUGGCGCCCAACAUUGAAGCAAAGGUGUUGAAUGACGAUGAUAGUCAAGUGGGUGUCAACGAAAAGGGUGUUCUCUGGUUCAGAUACCCCAUCAAACCACUCGGUUACCUGUAUAACCAGGAAGCGACCGAUGAGAUCAUGACGGACGACGGUUGGGUUUGCAGUGGAGACAUUGGAUACUUUGACAAGGACAGUUUUCUAUUUUUGGUUGAUAGGAAGAAGGAAAUCAUCAAAUACAAAAACUACCAAAUAUCUCCGGCGGAGAUCGAAGCCGUGAUCGAGCAGCUUCCGGAGGUUGCCCAUGUCUGUGUAGUGGGAUUGUUUCGAUCCGAUGCUGCAUGUAGAUUUACCCACUGCCGUAGUCCAACUUCGGACGAGAUUGCACCCUAAGUGAAGCACGUGUAAUCGACCACGUGGCUGAAAAGCUUGCCGACUUCAAACACCUGCGAGGUGGCGUUUUCUUUGCCGAUGAACUUCCAACGACCAAAUCGGGUAAACUUCAAAGGUAUGAAAUAAGAAAGUACGCGGAACAAAGAGCGGCUUCCGGUAGUGUUGGAAACAAGGUCGUGGACACCGUGCGAUUGUUCGAAAAGCGAUUAUCAGGGGUUUAUAAAUAAAUAGAACAGAUACUUAUAUUAUAAACUAUACAACAUGUAUGGUAAUGAGCAAACGUCAAUAAAAUAGGGAUUCCAAAAGUAGAAAAA